AUGUCCCAAUUCUGUUGUCUGGGCUCCAAGCCCGAGCCUCGCACUCAGAUCCCAGCAUACCCAGAAGCCGGCUUCAUGCCCAGGCCGGAAACACAAAUGGCAAUGCACAUGCACCAUCAACCACCACAAUACGACUCAGUCAACAACGGCUAUUCCCCCGUUGUUCCAUUACCGCGCUACACCCCGCGGCCUAUGAGUAUCCAUGAGAAAACUCUUGAAACCAACAAUAUUCGACAGUCCCAUGGGCAGGGACAACACAGGCCAGAUGAGAAAAACAGACAAGACUUUGAAGAUUCCGAAAAUGAUGCCGCUCUGCACGCCAACAACAACAAUGGACGACGCAUCAUCCGCGUACUCUUUCCCCAGCAGUUUUGGGCAUACCUCCACCGAAACGAGGGAUACCCCGCCGCCGCCAUAUUCGUCGUGCGGAUCAUCGUUUUAUGCGCGCUCAAGAGCGUCGUCGGUGAGGAGUCAUCGGCGGAGCGAGAGUUUAUUCAAUUAUCCACUCAAUACUGGCAACACCUCAGAGGGUGUGCCACCUCCUUCAGUACCAGCACCAGCGAUGAUUGCGGCGCCGCCGAUGGCGCAUGUGCAGAUGUCCCAUCAUCAUCAACAUCAUUAUCAAUCGGCGUCGAUAAGCAUCCCUCGACAGUCGAUGUCACGCUCUAA
Messenger RNA from Talaromyces amestolkiae, 669 nucleotides. RefSeq lists its product as uncharacterized. Lineage: Eukaryota; Fungi; Ascomycota; Eurotiomycetes; Eurotiales; Trichocomaceae. The coding region runs from base 1 to 669 and encodes 222 amino acids. The transcript is spliced from 2 exons. The record is from RefSeq and is a predicted model, not a curated record.